Molecule: messenger RNA, 1161 nt
Organism: Chanos chanos (milkfish)
Lineage: Eukaryota; Metazoa; Chordata; Actinopteri; Gonorynchiformes; Chanidae
Gene: cabp1a
Product: calcium binding protein 1a
Exons: 7
Coding region: 1-1161 (386 amino acids)
Cellular component (GO): cytoplasm
Molecular function (GO): calcium channel regulator activity; calcium ion binding
Source: RefSeq, a predicted model, not a curated record
AUGAGCUUCUCACUACCAAAAAGCGAAUCGACGACUUCCUUGCUCAGAUCCUCUGCGGCGAACCAGAAACCUGUUCAGCUUCCACAGAGCGGAGCCCGCCGGAGCCAUCAUCGUUCUGCAGCUGCUUCUGGAGUUGGCACCCCUGCAGAGGAGUCGUUUUGGUCGGCCGACUGCGAUGCCAGUUCGCGGAGACCUCUGUGUCACCCCUCGCUGGUAGGUAACCGGAAUAGCGCAGCGAGGCGUUCAGGCAAAACCCAGUCCCACCAAACCCACUCCCACGGACACGGUCUCUCGUCCGCCCGUAGUCAGGAGGAUUUAUCUGAGCGGCCAGGUGUCAGCCGGGGAGGGAGGGAACGGAAGACGACGAGACACGCGCACCGACACCACCAUCACCACCAUCGGAGUGCCCGGGACGACCUGCCCACGGAGCCACGACAUAAACACUCUCACGCGGCUCGAAUGCCCACCCGAACUCAGUCUUUCUCCGAAUGCUCAGAUGACACGGCGUUUUUCUUUGAGCCACGGGACCACACACGACCCAGCUCGUCCACAAGCGGGGAGGCAGCUCCGCCGUCUACGGCUUCGUCUUCACCUGUACCCCCAUCCUCCAGUCGCUCCUCUCGCCGGUCUGGAAGAUCAAGCACAACAUCCUCUGAAUCAGACUUCAACCUUCGCCCUAUUCUUAACUCCGUCUUUGGACAGGAUCGUGCUCUGAGACCUGAGGAAAUCGACGAGUUACGGGAAGCUUUUAAGGAGUUUGAUAAGGACAAAGACGGCUUCAUUGGCUGUAAGGACCUUGGCAACUGUAUGAGAACGAUGGGCUACAUGCCCACAGAGAUGGAACUUAUAGAACUGAGCCAACAGAUCAACAUGAACUUGGGGGGGCACGUGGAUUUCGAUGACUUUGUGGGGUUGAUGGGACCAAAGCUGCUGGCUGAAACCGCAGACAUGAUUGGAGUAAAGGAAUUGAGAGAUGCCUUUAAAGAGUUUGACACAAACGGUGAUGGGGAGAUCAGCACAGCAGAGCUAAGGGAAGCCAUGAGGAAGUUGCUAGGGCAACAGGUUGGCCAUCGGGACUUGGAGGAUAUUCUGAGAGAUAUUGACUUGAACGGGGACGGACGGGUGGAUUUUGAAGAAUUUGUGCGUAUGAUGUCUCGUUGA